Molecule: messenger RNA, 246 nt
Organism: Mucor velutinosus
Lineage: Eukaryota; Fungi; Mucoromycota; Mucoromycetes; Mucorales; Mucoraceae
Exons: 2
Coding region: 1-246 (81 amino acids)
Source: RefSeq, a predicted model, not a curated record
AUGAAACUGAGAGACAGAAAGAAGCAUGUUCAGGGUGAUAUCAAAAAAGAGGAGAGAAAAUCCGACAUCAUUCCCAGCAAUGCAUCUCCUCCUGUAGCCAAUGCACCAGCUACUACCAACCUCACCAUCAAGCAGGAAGAAACAAAAGAACGCGAGGAACUACAACUACAGCAGCCUGACGAGUUUGGUGAGGCAGACUAUGACUAUCGCUGCGAUCAUUGCGACAGAAAGAUGGAAAGCCUCUGA